AGUUUUCGGUUAGAAGAAAGAAAAAAAAUGCUAAAGUUUUCAAGUUAAAGAUACACCCAGUGAGUCACGUAAUAACUUAAAAGUAAAAUAGUGUGUACUUGUAUAUUAUACACUGUGUUAUAACAUCAAACUAUUCUAUUGACCGAGAAUUCACAUAUAAGCUUAGGAACUAGGAAUAACUGCGUUUUCACUAAAACAACCCCAACCAAACCUUCGAAACGUCAGCUAAUAUACUAUAAACAAUAUAUCACUUAUAGACACUUAAUUCAUCUUAUUAAUAGCAUGUCCGAUCAGAAUUUAGAGCAACCAACCAACGGAAGCAAUACUCAUACGAUUUCCAAUUUAUCCGCCGGGUUAAAGUCGGUGACAUUGAAUGACCAACAACAAAACGAGGUAAAUUUAAACUUAUUACAACAACAAUUACAGAAUGAAACCACCAAUGCUCAACAACAAUCAAGAAUAACCAAAUUCUUCCAAAACCAACCUACUGAAGGGUACACACUCUUCUCACAUAGAUCUGCACCCAACGGAUUCAAAGUGGCGAUAAUAUUGUCCGAGUUGAAUUUGCCGUUUAAUACCAUAUUCUUGGAUUUCAACCAUGGAGAGCAAAGAGCUCCGGAAUUCGUCACCAUAAACCCCAAUGCCAGAGUUCCAGCAUUGAUUGACCAUUUCAAUGAAAACACCUCUAUUUGGGAAUCGGGAGCAAUCAUAUUAUACUUGGUGUCUAAAUAUCUUAAAGAAAACGGUGAAUGUGCAUUAUGGUCGGAUAAUUUAGUAGAACAAUCACAAAUUUCUUCAUGGUUGUUCUUCCAGACCUCGGGGCAUGCACCUAUGAUUGGCCAAGCAUUACAUUUUAGAUAUUUCCACUCCUGUCCUGUACCAAGUGCCGUGGAGAGAUAUACCGAUGAAGUAAGGAGGGUUUACGGGGUUGUGGAAAUGGCAUUGGCUGAAAGAAGAGAAGCAUUAAUUAUGGAUUUAGACGUCGAGAAUGCCGCUGCGUACAGUGCAGGAACAACUCCAUUAUCACAAUCAAGAUACUUUGAUUACCCAGUAUGGUUAGUUGGCGAUAGAGCUACCGUGGCAGAUUUGUCAUUUGUACCAUGGAACAAUGUUGUUGAUAGAAUAGGCAUUAAUUUGAAGGUGGAAUUCCCUGAAGUUUAUAAAUGGACCAAAUAUAUGAUGAGAAGACCAGCAGUGAUUAGAGCUUUGCGAGGAGAUUAAAGUGAACCUUUUUUUUGUUGUUGAAUAUGUGUAUGUACGUGCAUAUAUUAUAUCUAGAUAUAUGUUUAUGAUUGUUCAUGAUAGUGUGUAAAUUAAAUACAAAUUUGAAUAGAAUUGUUUGUGUGUGUGUG
Spathaspora passalidarum NRRL Y-27907 is the source of this 1352-nucleotide messenger RNA. It is a transcript of the gene URE2, whose product is annotated as Ure2p. The transcript has a single exon. Bases 283 to 1221 code for a protein of 312 amino acids. Gene Ontology annotation, biological process: regulation of nitrogen utilization. The record is from RefSeq and is a predicted model, not a curated record. Gene Ontology annotation, molecular function: transcription corepressor activity. Lineage: Eukaryota; Fungi; Ascomycota; Pichiomycetes; Serinales; Debaryomycetaceae.